AUGAGCACUGGAAUCGCUUCCAGCAGCGCGCCUACCGAUGCUCAAGUGUCUCGCGAGACAGAGCUGAGGAAUCGACUUGCUGAUCGAUCUCGAGGUCGAGAUGUUGGUGUGAAUGGGCAUUCCGGCAUGCGCAACCCUGACGAUGGGCGACAGAGAGCGUCCUCGAGAGAGCGUGGAGGUGGAGCUCGAGAGGAGAGGCAUCGACGCGAGGAGUCGGACGAUCGGCGCGUCUGGUCACGAGGCGAGAGAGCAAUGCCCUCGUAUGGAGAAGGAGAGGAGCAAAGGUCUUAUGGGCGUCGAUACGACGAACCGCUACCGCAAGGGAUGGAUCCGCGCGUUCCACCUCCGCGCGAAGAUUCUUCAGGCUGGGCCGCCGCACCUCAUGCUGAUGAGGGCCAUCGAUAUGGUCAGAGGUCCGGGCAUCUUCCACCUCCAGGGUUCGGACCUCCCCCAGGCUUUGGCCCUCCUCCGGGAUACUACGAACGUCCUCCUCCUCCCGGCUUUGCUCCGCAUCCGUCUCAUCACGGCUGGAAUGGAGCUCCACCGCCUCGCUUUGAUGGUAGACCUGAAGCUUAUUCGCAAGACUUGGCGCCACCUAGAGAGGGAGCGCCUCCUCCAGGUGCCUGGGGUAGGAGGGGUCAAGGCGGUCCGCCCGUGAGCGACAAAGGGUAUUUCGAAAGGUGAGUCGGUAAACGUGCAUUGAGAGCAUAGGGCAAGCGGCUUACGAGAGCCACUCUCGCAACUCACAACAGUCGAAAUGAAGAGCGAAAGAAGAGCACAUUGUCUAUUUGGCCUCCUUCUCCACGCUCGCCAUUGCGCGAAAAAGCAAGCAAAAGAGACAAGCACGAAUCUUCAAAGCACAAGUCGAGCCGUGACAAGGAUCAUAAACACGGAUCCAGCAGCCGUAAGCACCAUCGAUCGAGCUCUGGCAGAAAGAGAAGGUACGACACGUCGGAAGAUGAAAGCUCAGAUUCGGAGGAAGAGAGGCAAAGAAGACGAAAAGAAAAGGAGAGGAGGCAUCGUCAUCGGCGCCGAGAUGACAGUGAGGACGAAGAACAGCGAAGUGAGAGGAAGGCGCGUAAACGGUCCGAGCGUUCCGUCUCCGAAACAAGGCUGGAGGAGAAGAGAGCGGCGUCGAGCGGAUCAGCCAGCGCUGUGGAGACGGAUGGAAAAGCGCUGGCUCGCGUCACACUUGAAGGAGACGCUUCUCCAGCUGCGGCAGGGGGGCGACGAGUGCAACCACGCAUUGGACCUGCUCUGCCUCAAUCCAGCGCAGCGGUGGAGGAAGAAGCGCUAGCGCAAGCUUCUAGCUCCAAAGGCAUGGGCAAAGAGUAUGGACGAGCUCUAUUGCCAGGCGAAGGGACGGCCAUGGCGGCGUACGCAGCCGAGGGCAAGCGUAUUCCUAGAAGAGGAGAAAUUGGUUUGGAAAGCGAUCAGAUCGAAAAGUUUGAGAAUGCUGGAUUCGUCAUGAGCGGAAGUCGACAUAAGCGCAUGAACGCGGUCAGGAUGAGAAAGGAGAAUCAGGUCAUUAGCGCAGAGGAGAAGAGGGGCAUCUUGAAGUUGCAGGCGGAAGAGAAUGCGAAGAAGGAACAGGCGAUUAGAGAACAGGUACGUUUGGUCCAGCCUUGUUGUUCUGGGCAGCGAUGGUGGAAGAGCGCGCAUGCUUACUCAUGACGCCGUUGACUUGAUUCACAGUUCAAGGAUAUGCUUGACUCUAUGGGAGGCAGCGCACCCAGAUGA
This is a messenger RNA of Ceraceosorus bombacis, 1740 nucleotides long. The record is from the annotation of a GenBank genome assembly. NCBI's taxonomy places the organism in Eukaryota, Fungi, Basidiomycota, Exobasidiomycetes, Ceraceosorales, Ceraceosoraceae.